AUGGGUUCCAUUAACAAUACCACAAGCCCUUACGCGGUCAACCCACAGCCCUUCGCGGGCAAGGUCAUCGCGAUCACGGGAGCCAGCCGAGGCACCGGCCUCUCUCUUAGCAAGUACCUUCUUGCGCGGGGUGCUACCGUGUCCAUGUGCGCCACCACAGCCGCCAAUCUUGAAAAAGCCGCCUCAGAAAUUGACCAGGAGUUUCCCGAAGCAAAGGACCACUACUGGACGUGUGUCGUCGACAUCAGCAAGCCCGAGACCGUCAAAUCGUGGAUCGAGCAGACGGUUGCGAAGUUUGGGAAGCUCGAUGGUUGCGCCAAUGUAGCUGCCAUGGAGCAGCGGGAAAUUUUCCCCAUCACCGAUCUCGAUGCAGACUACUUCGCUCGUCUGAUCAAUGUCAAUGUCGUGGGAACUUUCAACUGCGUCAAGGAGGAGAUGAAGGUGAUCAAGGAUGGUGGCUCGAUUGUGAACGUUGGUAGUAUUACCAGCAAUUACGCUUCUGCUGGUGUAGCCGCCUAUGUCUCUGCGAAGCACGCUUUGAUAGGCGGGUGCAUCAACACCGAGAUGAUGGAGAAACCGUUCAACUCUCCCGUCGGCCAAUUUCACCUCUCCAAAGACAAUAUCCCCGCCAUCCUCAAGCGCGACCUCGCUGAGCCGUGGGAGAUUGCUGCCUCCAUCGCAUUCCUGCUCGGCGACGAAAGUAAGUACGUGACAAAGGCACAGUGGUAUGUCGACGGCGGGUGGGUCGAGGGUAACUUCUCCUCUGCCUAG
Molecule: messenger RNA, 771 nt
Organism: Didymosphaeria variabile
Lineage: Eukaryota; Fungi; Ascomycota; Dothideomycetes; Pleosporales; Didymosphaeriaceae
Exons: 3
Coding region: 1-771 (256 amino acids)
Source: RefSeq, a predicted model, not a curated record